AAAUGAGGAAAAAAAUAACAGGAAAUGACUCUUCGGAUGUGACGCCACGAAUCACCGCAUUUCGCGACAAAGCAAAAUAAAAUACCUUUAGCUACAAAUGAAACCCCUUCAGUCACAGUGUCCUAACAAAGAAACAUUCAAAGAAUAUUAACACGUGCCGUCUAAGUAACACUUUUAUGUAUAAAUUCUUCCUCCCAUCUUGAGCCGUAUUCAGUACCGCCGCAAGGUGGCAGCGGCGUGACGUCAUGAAUGCAUUCGCUGCCGUAAACCUCAGAAGAACAAAAAGGCGGAAGUUAGCGAGGCUUCUAAGACUAACUGAAGGGCGAAGGCGACGAGGUACCUGAAAGGAAAUGUUGAAAGAGUUGAUAAGGGAGAUACUAAUGGCGGCGGCUGAUGAAAUAUUCGCGCUGUUUGAAAGAACGAUAGCGUCAUACGAGGAGGAACUUUCUCGAGCAAGAGAGGAGACGGAGCGACAACGACAACAACUGGAGGCUAAACAGCUUCCAGCCUCCAAGACUGAAAUUGUGCGACACGUUAAAGACGUCCAGCACAUGAUUGGUCCUCAAGAAGAGUGUCAGCCGCUGGCGGGGAGUUCCACUUGGAAGCAGGAGGAUCCAGAUCCCCCCCAAAUUAAAGAGGAAGACGAGGAACUCUGGAUCCCUCAGGAUGGAGAGCGUCUUCUCGGGCUGGAGGAGGCUGACCUCACCAAGUUGCCACUGACUGUUGUCUCUGUGAAGAUUGAAGAUGACGAUGACGAACCACAAGCAGACAACCUCUUAGCUCCGCUAUCAGAUAGUGACGACACAACGUCACACUCUCCCGAGGAUGAAGACAGGGACGGCACUCAAGAACCUUUGAGCAGCGAUACAGACGAUGAAGAUGCUCAGCAGCUGAUUGGUCGUCAAGAGGAACAUCCUCCUCAGGGGGAGCGCUCCACUUUGAAGCAGGAGGAUUCACAGGCCCCCCACAUUAAGGAGGAAGAGAGGGACCUCUGGAUCACUCAGGAUGGAGCGUGUCUACUAGGGCCGGAUGAGUUUGAUCUCAACGAGUUGCAACUCACUGUUGUUCCUGUGAAGACUGAAGACCAUGAAGACAAACCACCGGAGUCCUCACAGCUUCAUCACAGUCCAGGUGAGGAGGACAGAGGGGCGGAGCCUCCAAGCGGCAGCUCACCACAACACAUGACAACAGAAGCUGAUGGAGACCACUGUGGAGGAUCACAAGCAGACAACCUCUUAGCUCCACUAUCAGAUAGUGAUGACACAACGUCACACUCUCCUGAGGAUGAAGAUGAGAACGACGCCCAAGAACCUUUAAGCAGCGAUACAGACUGGGAAGGUGAUAUGAGAACUCAAACUGACAAAAAACACUCUAAAAAGAAGACCGGCAAAAAAUGUUUUAACUGCUUAGUUUGUGAUAGAAGCUUUUCUCAUAAGGGUAUUUUCAGUCGACACAUGAGAACCCAUACAGGAGAAAAACGUUUUUGUUGUUCAAUUUGUAGUAAACCAUUCUCUCUAAAGUCAAACAUGGUAUCACACAUGAGAAUACAUACAGGAGAAAAACCCUUCAGUUGUUCAAUCUGCGGUGAUACAUUUGUGCAGCGCUCCACUUUGACGUCACACAUGAGAACACACACAGGAGAAAAACCUUUUAGUUGCUCAGUUUGUGGAGACAAGUUUUCUCAAAGGAGCAAUUUGAAUGGACACAAAAGGACACACACGGGAGAAAAACCUUUUAGUUGCGCAUUUUGCGGUAAAAGUUUUUCUUGUAGGAGCAAUAUGAAUGCGCAUAUGAGAACGCACACCGGGGAAAAACCUUUUAGUUGCCCAGCUUGUGGUCAAAUGUUUUCUCGGAAGACAAAAAUGACAGCACAUAUGUUGACACACAAUGGAGAAUAAACAUAUUCCUGUCCAGUUUGUGCUAAAAAAAAAAAAAAAAAAAAAAAAGGGCAAAGAAGUGAAAUGUCACAUGUGAGAUGUCACUUUUAGGAGAUUCCCCUACAAGUUCCUUGUGUGCUGCUACAAACGUUUAUAUCAACUCUGAAGCAAAUAAGAAACAAUCUCAGACAGCCUGAGUGGUUGAGGGCAACAUGGACUGGGGGGGUUUUCCUCGCCUUCCUUCUGUUGGAUUACAGAAGUAUACAUCAACAAUCAUCAACAUGUGUUUGUGUUGUGGCAAUUUGAUAUAAAAGUGAAAUUUCCUGAAAAAGGAAACGUCUUAAAAAUGUAUUAACAUUACUUUUAUUUAAAACAAUUUCAUAAACUUCAGUCUUGCUUUUAAAUGUUUUUAUGUUUGAGGACGCUAUAACAACUACAAAACGUAACUAAAUUACCUGUGCAGCCCGGUCAGAGUUUAUUGUGCACAACCAGCUAAACCAGCAAUGUGGGCUUGCCGAGGGCCUCCGAUUUUCCUUCAUGGCUCUUUUUUUUGGGCUCGCAACACAUUGCAGAAGUAAAAUUAAACCAAAAAUGGCAGGCAUAUAAGGCAUAGUUAAGGCGGCCGAGAAGUGCAAAACACAUUCACAAAAAGAAAACCAAAUUACAACUAGAUGAGGCAGUCAGCAGACACUGUGUGUGAAUGCUGAAAAGCUGAAGCGCAACUGAAAUGCUUUGAAAAGGUAUGAAGAUCAAAAUUUUGAAUGAACACAGGAGUCGUUUGGAAGCUGAAGUUUGACUGCCAUGCUGUGGACAUAUGCUAAAUGUAGAAUGAAAGUAAGAGGUUUGGUGAUUUGAGCUCAACUCUGGAAUUGAACUAAUGAUGUCUGAGUCAGGAACCAAGCACUCUACCAGCUGAGCUAUACAACUGAUUCAGUGACUCAGUAAUGCACCAGCAUGAGCUGGCAUUUAUAUUUUCAAUAUUUAUUUUGUCUUUUCAUAUUCAUUUUCAGUAUGAAAUUACACUAAGUGUGUCAAUAUUUUGAAAAGAAUUGGUAGCACACUUGUGAGCUGAACAUUCUGAUGUUGGAUUUGUUUGAAUUGGUUAGGUUAAUUGGCGACUCUAAAUUGUCCAUAGGUAUGAAUGUGUCUGUAAAUGGUUGUUUGUCUAUAUGUGCCCCGUUUGGUGGGUGGGCCUAUUUGGGGAAAAAAGUCCAGGGCCCUUUUUUGGUCCCAAUCCGUCCCUGCAUACAGUAUGUGUGACAGAUGGGCGCCCUCUACAGGCGUGAUACUCGCGCCCUCUUGCUGCUCAAACUUGAACAAACGUCCACCACGUGAUGUGGAUCAAACCAAAGAAGAAGCGAGGGGGCGUGUGCUGCUGCACCCACUGAUCUGUAUAAUAUACAGUGAAACCUGUCUUAGCGACCACCUUUAUAGAACGGCCACCUGCCUAUAGCAGCCACUGAAAAAUCCCCCGCAGCAAAUUUACAUGUUAUAGACCCUGUGUAUAGCAGUCACCUGUCCAACGCGGCCAGCGGCCACCCAUUUUGUCUCCCUUGGUCAAUAUCUGACCGCAUAUAGCGGCCAAAUUCCCGACUCAAGUAGAAGCUUCAUGCAGGAAAAAGUUUUGUUUUUCAAUCAAUGAAGCCGUCGUGUGUAGACUUUAAUUACUGAGUCCUAGCUCAGUCACAAUCAUUCACAAGAUCCACACAAACUGUCAGUUGUUCCACAUAAAAAGCCGUCUUCUUUUGAGCUUGCUAUUUCCUGGUCAAACAUGUAACUUUAAGAGCAUUUGCACCAAAACAUUACUGCAAAGUAGGCUGGGAACAGGACGUGCUCCCAGCGACGCUACAAUAAAAAAAAAAACAUACGCUAGCAUGCAUGCGGCAACGGGAGCAAAACUGAGUUGGGUUGUACUUAAUUGAGGUAUUUUAGAAUGUACUCACGGUAUUUUUGAUCAAUCUUCUGUAUUCGACACAAACAAAGCCGUCUUCUUUUCCGUUCGCUACUAGUCUGUUAACUUGUCAGUGUUAUUCAGCUCCGAAGCAAAGAAGGAAACUUCUCCUGUUGCUUCUGCCAACUUUAUUUAUUGAACGCGGCCACCAGACAGCAGCUCAGAACACACACACAUCUCUCAGCAUCGUCUCUCCUUCCUGCUUGCCCACAAGGCAAAGGUUAAACAAGCCCCACUACAUAGCUGUCCAGGCAAUACCUGUAACAAGUGACACCAUUUAUUUAUUUAUGAAGAAGGUGUCGGACGUUUCGCUCCUCAUCCGAAGAGCUUCGUCAGCGAACUAAUAAGUGCUGGUAGCCUAGGCCUUAAAUACAGUACGAGUGGGCGGAAUUGGUGUGCCAACACCCUCCUCCUAUUGGUUCCUUACACUAAGUCUGGGCGGAGUAGUGGUAUAAUCCUCUCCUGACAUUAGCACCUCCGAUAAAAGGGAAGUGUCGCUCCCUGAGUUGGGUAUGAACGACUCUGAUACUGGCUCGUUAGCAUCUAUUGUUCUGGCUUGGCCCUGACUUCACCUCAUUUGCAAGACUAAGAGCUGUGGGUUUCGGUCUCAGUAACCUGCUGAACACAGGGUCCAAAUUAAACCUCAAACCACCAUUCCGAUUCAAUGAUGGGUUCUGUUGUUUGACAAAAAUAGCUUCCUUUACUCCCCUUUCAAACCAUCUGUUUUCUUUGGCCAAAAUCUUUACAUUGCUGUCCUCAAAAGAGUGAUUGGUAGCUUUAAGGUGUAGAUGUACUGCUGAUUGAGGCCCACUCGAAUUGUCCCUGCGAUGUUGAUAAAGCCUUUUUUGGAGCAUUUGCUUAGUUUCCCCCAUGUAGUGCUCUUUGCAUUCCUCAUCUUUACAGCGGAAAUGUAAAUUCCCUCGAGUGUUGAAAAUGUUUAAAUCUUGUUAGUGUCACAAUAAAGACAUUCAACACUCUACCAGUAUUAAAGAGUCUUAAGCUCCGCCCACAGACAUUUCAUUUAGACUCCACCCCUCACUUCAUGUUGCUGAAAUGAAAAGCAGAUGAAAGAAGUUGACAAUUAGGAAUCAUUUUGCAUCAGUAGGUAAGUAAACGUUUAAAUAGAUGAACUAAUGAAUUGUGUUGUACCUGGAUGCUUACACAUAAAAAACGUUAGUUUUUGGUGUGAUAUUUAAGACUAAUAAACUGAGGCAGCUCUUUUCACGCAAAGCCUUUGCUAAUGUUAGCUGGUGUUUUUGCUAAGUUACGUAUAUUUUCUAUUUAGUUUUGCUGUGAACUUAAUUGGCACUGCCUGUGCAACAUUUGGUAAUGUAAGUGAACGCUACGUUAUAUCUUCAUUAUACUGUCUUCAUUUUUAAUGAGCUAAUGGCUAACUAGCUAAUUGGCACGAGGAUCCCCCACACGUAGGCCUGCUGGCCCCCAGCAAAGUACUUGAUAUGCUGUACAAGAUACAAGAUAUCAAGGUUGGCAACUGUAAUUGUUACUUUAACUUAAAAAUAAUUGUCAGGCAUGUGUUGGAAGUGAACUACACAUGAUGCAUCUUUUAUUUUUCUUCUUGAUUCACAGCAAACCUUACCUUGAGUCUUACAUGAAUGUGGUAAGUAAUAUCUUUUUUUUUUUAUCAAGGCAUAAGCCCUGCAACUGUUGCUUUUCCAUAUCUUAUUUUUAGUAGGAUUUUUUAAUAUUUUAUUUAUUCUUAUUCUC
Dunckerocampus dactyliophorus (ringed pipefish) is the source of this 5553-nucleotide messenger RNA. RefSeq names its product zinc finger protein 37 homolog. The coding region runs from base 351 to 1898 and encodes 515 amino acids. The record is from RefSeq and is a predicted model, not a curated record. The transcript is spliced from 3 exons. Gene Ontology annotation, cellular component: nucleus. Lineage: Eukaryota; Metazoa; Chordata; Actinopteri; Syngnathiformes; Syngnathidae.